Glycine soja is the source of this 294-nucleotide messenger RNA. Its product is annotated as auxin-responsive protein SAUR21-like. The record is from RefSeq and is a predicted model, not a curated record. The transcript has a single exon. Gene Ontology annotation, biological process: response to auxin. Lineage: Eukaryota; Viridiplantae; Streptophyta; Magnoliopsida; Fabales; Fabaceae. Bases 1 to 294 code for a protein of 97 amino acids.
AUGGGUAUUCUUCGUUUGCCGUUUAUGGUUCAUGCAAAUGCAAAACAGACAUCAUCGUCGUCAUUCAAGUCCAAUGUUCCAAAGGGGCACGUGGCAGUUUACGUUGUUGGGGAGUUGCAAAAGAACAAGAGGUUUGUGGUUCCAAUAUCGUAUUUGAACCACCCUUUGUUUCUUGAUUUGCUGAACCGCGCCGAAGAAGAGUUUGGCUUCAAUCAUCCCUUGGGGGGACUCACUAUUCCUUGCAAAGAAGAUGCUUUCAUCAAUCUUACCUCUCAACUUGUCAAAACUAUUUGA